This is a messenger RNA of Geodia barretti, 381 nucleotides long. Lineage: Eukaryota; Metazoa; Porifera; Demospongiae; Tetractinellida; Geodiidae. The record is from the annotation of a GenBank genome assembly.
AUGCACCGGGGCCGACGCAAGGGCAUGUCGGUAGCCGGAAGCCGGAUCAACUUCGGUGAGUUCGGCCUGAAGGCAACCGAGUCUGCGUGGGUAACCUCCCGCCAGAUCGAGGCAGCCCGUCGCGCGAUGACCCGAUACGCUCGCCGAGGCGGGAAGCUGUGGAUUCGCGUCUUCCCGGACAAGAGCGUAACCGCCCGAGCUGCUGAGACCCGCAUGGGCAGCGGCAAGGGAGCCGUGGACCACUGGGUAGCGGUGGUCAGGCCCGGCCGGGUGCUGUUCGAGAUUGCCGGCGUGCCGGAAGAGACUGCGAAAGAGGCUCUACGACUGGCUUCGUCGAAACUGCCAAUGGCGACCAAGAUCGUCACAAGGCUGCCGGCGUAA